Messenger RNA from Prunus armeniaca (apricot), 387 nucleotides. NCBI's taxonomy places the organism in Eukaryota, Viridiplantae, Streptophyta, Magnoliopsida, Rosales, Rosaceae. The record is from the annotation of a GenBank genome assembly.
AUGUCCACUCACUUCCUAAUAAUCAUAGCCGAGUCCCAAGACUCACUUUCACAACAAAUCAAUCAAGGUGAAACUACCUUGGAAGACUCACGGUUAGCUGAGGGGUCAAACUUCCCAUAUUGGUCAACUGGGCCCGCAGGGCCCACAACCUCCGAUAUCAAAUCAGAAAGUUCCUAUGGGUUCAACAAAGCCUGCUCAACAAGUCCUGUAAGUUUGGUCUCGAUCGAGCAGUCGGAUCUAAGCCAAUUGAACAAUUGGACGGCAAUCGCUUCGCCUAACCGUGGAAUCAUUGAUUUAGAGCAUCCGGGACUCCGAUUCUCGAUCCGCGAGUUCCUACACGAUCUUAGAGGUACAAAGAAUGACAUAUUUGAAAUGGGGAUCGAUUGA